Molecule: messenger RNA, 1248 nt
Organism: Sporothrix brasiliensis 5110
Lineage: Eukaryota; Fungi; Ascomycota; Sordariomycetes; Ophiostomatales; Ophiostomataceae
Product: 3-ketoacyl-CoA thiolase
Exons: 2
Coding region: 1-1248 (415 amino acids)
Biological process (GO): fatty acid beta-oxidation; phenylacetate catabolic process
Cellular component (GO): peroxisome
Molecular function (GO): acetyl-CoA C-acyltransferase activity
Source: RefSeq, a predicted model, not a curated record
AUGGCCGAACGUCUGGGCUCCAUCCUCAAGCAUAUCGCUCCGGGCAAGGGUGCCGUCGACACCAUCACCUCCAAGAAUCCCGACGACAUUGUCAUCACCCUCGCCAUCCGCACGCCCCUCACCAAGGGCAAGAAGGGCGGUUUCAAGGACACCUCCCUCGAAUAUAUUGUUUACGCCCUGCUCCAGCAGGUCCGCGAGCGCAGCAACCUCGACCCAGCCCUCGUUGAGGACAUCUGCCUCGGCAACGUCAGCGAUGCCAAGGCCGCCUACAAGCUGCGCGCCGCCGCCCUUGCUGCCGGCUUCCCCAACACAGCAGGUGCAUCGUCGCUGAACCGCUUCUGCUCGUCCGGCCUCAAGGUCACAGCCGAUAUUGCUAACCAGAUCUCGGCCGGCAACAUCGAAAUCGGCGUUGCCAUUGGCGCCGAAUCUAUGACCGUCGGCGGCGACGCGCUUACGCAGCCGUUUGACGAGGAGGUCACCAAGCACAACCAGGAGUCGGUCGACUGCCAGAUGCCCAUGGGCUGGACGAGCGAAAACGUGGCCAGUGACUUCGGCAUCUCGCGCACCGAGAUGGACCGCUACGCCGUCGAGAGUUUCCGCCGCGCCGAGCAGGCCCAGGCCGAUGGCCUCUUUGACGACGAGAUCGUGCCCAUCAAAACGCGCGUCAAGGACGCCGAGGGCAACUGGAAGGAGGUUACGUUGACGCGCGACGAGGGCAUCCGACCCGGUACCACGUUCGAGGCGCUGAGCAAGAUCCGCGCCGCCUUCCCCCAGUGGGGCACCGCCACCACCGGCGGCAACGCCAGUCAGGUCACCGACGGCGCCGCCGCGGUGCUGCUGAUGAAGCGGUCGACCGCCCAGCGCCUGGGCCAGCCCAUUGUGGCCAAGUACGUCGGCAGCACCGUUUCCGGCCUGGCACCGCGCAUCAUGGGCAUCGGCCCGUCGGUGGCGAUUCCCAAGCUGCUGGCGCAGUACAACCUGACACUGGCCGACAUCGACGUCAUCGAGGUGAACGAGGCCUUUGCCAGCAUGGCCGUCUACUGCCGCGACAAGCUGGCACUGGACUGGUCCAAGAUGAACCCGCGUGGCGGUGCCAUUGCGCUGGGCCACCCGCUGGGCGCCACGGGUGCGCGCCAGAUCGUCACGGGCCUGAGCGAGCUGCGGCGGACAAAGAAGAAGAUAUUGCUGACCAGCAUGUGCAUUGGCACGGGCAUGGGCAUGGCGGGCCUGUUUGUGAACGAACAGUAA